Messenger RNA from Mustela erminea (ermine), 1334 nucleotides. It is a transcript of the gene CFAP144, whose product is annotated as family with sequence similarity 183 member A. The record is from RefSeq and is a predicted model, not a curated record. NCBI's taxonomy places the organism in Eukaryota, Metazoa, Chordata, Mammalia, Carnivora, Mustelidae. Gene Ontology annotation, cellular component: ciliary base. Bases 845 to 1252 code for a protein of 135 amino acids. The transcript is spliced from 8 exons.
AAAUGUCAUUUGGAAAAAUGAUGAGAAAGCUGCCCCAGAUUUCCUCAUCUCGGCCCCAGACUCCUGCCCACUCUGCCCCCUCAUGCUCUCGUUUUCCAACCCACUUUCCUCUCCUAUCUAACUCUUGUGACUUUCAGACUGUUCCCCAGCGCCAUCUACCUCUCUCAGCUUACUGCCCUACCACUUUACCUCCUCUGACUAGAACCAUCCCUUCUUGCCACCCUACCUCACAGGUUUCCCUGUCCAAAUCUUCCACUGUUCGCUCCAAACCAUCCACUCGCCGCUCUAGCUCUAGUAAUCUUGCUCCUCUUUCCUUUUACUCCUUUGUCUUUGCCCCUACUCCCCCUUCCAGCCCUUCUUUCUAGAUAUUUGAAGUUUGGUCCUUACCAACAUUCCAGCCAAACCCAUCCAGACUUCUGUGAUCCAUAAAUCUUAUCUUGGAGAGAUGAUUUCCUUGGGAGUGGGACAGUUCUGAUGCCAUCCAGAAUUACCAAGACUGUGGAUCUCCAGGAGACUGACCUGGUGAGCACUGGGAAUUCAAGAGAAUGCCGACCAGCAUUCAGGUUGGAAGUUGAUUUCCCUGUUAGCUGAGUCUCUGCAUCUGCUCCUAAUGGAGAGUCUCAGAGUUUAGAAGCACACUGAUGGCCUGGAAUGUCCCCAGGAAAUGACUGUCCAAGGUGAGGUCCAAUCGAGUCCAUUACCUCCUGGGUCUGCUGCUGGAUUGUGUCCUAUCCUGGCGGUAUGUGGGGUUGGUCCUAGGAACCAGGCUGGAUCUUGAGAGGCUGGGCAAGCGUCCGGAAGGCAGGGAGAAAGGGGUAAGAGCGCACCCAGCACCGCCAAAGCCAUGGCCGGACGCCAAAAAGAGAAAGUGAUCCUAGACGAGGUCCACCAGAACCAGAUCCUGCGGGAAUUAUACCUCAAAGAGCUUCGAACCCAGAAACUCUACACACAGUACCACGUGAAUCCCCUCCGCAAAGUUCACACAAUCACCAGAAAGCCCAUGUCUUGGCAUGAUAACCUGGAGGAACCUGCAGAUGCCAGGUUUCUAAAUCUUAUCCACCAUGCUGCCCUCGGGCCAAGAAAGAAAUACACAGAGACACAGACCGAAAGCCAAGAAAUUGGAUGGGACUCAGAGCCCUUGGUCAACCCGGAACGUGAUGACCGCAGGCUGAACCACUUCAGGGUCUACAACGAUAUCACGCUGUACAAAGCUAAAAUGUGGAGCUUGGGAGAAGAUGAUCGCCACAAGUAGUCUUCCAGCGGUGACGGCGGCCCUGUCUUCCAUACCCAACGUGUGUGCAGCUCAGAUGAAUAAAGAUUACUUUCAAGCCUCA